Molecule: messenger RNA, 1530 nt
Organism: Penicillium verrucosum
Lineage: Eukaryota; Fungi; Ascomycota; Eurotiomycetes; Eurotiales; Aspergillaceae
Exons: 9
Coding region: 1-1530 (509 amino acids)
Biological process (GO): thiamine biosynthetic process
Cellular component (GO): cytosol
Molecular function (GO): hydroxymethylpyrimidine kinase activity; thiaminase activity; phosphomethylpyrimidine kinase activity
Source: RefSeq, a predicted model, not a curated record
AUGCCUGUCAAAAGAGUUCUGGUCAUUGCAGGAUCAGACAGCUCAGGGGGAGCUGGUCUCGAAGCUGAUCAAAGGGUCCUUGCAGCCCAUGGAUGCUAUGCUCUCACUGCCACCACUGGGUUGACGGCACAAAACACACUAGGUGUGCAAGACAUCUUUGUUGUGCCCUCGGAAUUUGUGAGAAAACAAAUCAAUGCCGGACUGGAAGAUGUGGGUGCAGAUGUAGUGAAACUGGGCAUGCUCUCAUCUGCUGAGACCAUUGAUGUCAUCGCAGAAACGCUGCAAGCCCAUAAAGUCCCUGUAAUCGUUCUGGAUCCGGUUAUGGUUUCCACUAGUGGCUCCCAGUUGCUACCUGAAAAAGCAGUCAAGGAACUACGGACAAAGUUACUUCCUUUAACUACAAUUCUAACACCAAAUAUUCCCGAGGCUCUUCUAUUAUUGAAAGAUGCUGGAGCAGAGACUUCUGAACCGAAGGACCUAGAGGGAAUGGUUGAGCUUGCUAAGAAGAUUUGCUCCUUGGGUCCUAAGGCGGUUCUCCUCAAGGGAGGUCACCUUCCUUUGACAAAAGACCACGAGACAUCCCAAGAGAAAGAAGGAGCCUUGGUCGUGGAUAUACUCUUCGAUGGGACGACAACCACCUUGUUCGAGACAGAGUUUUUAGUAUCCAAGAAUACCCACGGUACGGGCUGCUCACUUGCUUCAGCAAUUGCCGCAAACCUGGCUUCUGGCAAGGACACGAUUAGAGCGGUCCGGAGUGCCGUGCGAUUUGUUGAGGUAGGGAUCAAGACAAGCAUUGACCUAGGUAAAGGGAGUGGGCCGAUCAAUCAUUUCCACUCCACCUACACUAUGCCCUUUGCGCCCGGCCGAUUCCUUGAGUACAUAUUGGACCGCCAGGAUGUGCAGCAAGUAUGGCGGCAGUUCACUCACCAUGAGUUUGUCGAAGGCAUAGGCCAGGGUACGCUACCUAUUGGGCAGUUCAAGGCGUAUCUUGUGCAAGAUUAUCUCUACCUGGUACAAUUUGCCCGAAGCAAUGCACUUGCAUCAUACAAGGCCAAGAGCAUAGAUUCAAUAGCAGCGUCGGCCCGGAUUGUCCUCCACAUACAGCGGGAAAUGGCAUUGCACAUCGACUACUGUGCCUCUUUUGGCCUUUCUAAGCAGGAAAUGGAAAAUACACCCGAAACUAUCGCAUGCACCGCAUACAGCCGAUACAUUUUGGAUGUAGGCCAAUCUGAGGACUGGUUAGCCCUCCAAAUGGCCCUCACGCCGUGCUUGAUCGGAUAUGGCGCCAUUGCAAAACGGUUGCAUGCGGGAGAAAACACUCUUCGAGAAGGGAACACCUACUGGAAAUGGAUCGAGAAUUAUGUUGCGGACGACUACACGGAGGCCGUACGACUGGGUUCAGCAUUGCUGGAGGAUCACAUGCAACAUGUAUCACCUAGUCGCAUGGAAGAACUGAUUAAGAUCUUUGUUCGGGCUACGGAAUUGGAGAUUCGUUUCUGGGAUAUGGGCCUUGGAGGCACGGGGCAAUAG